Eriocheir sinensis (Chinese mitten crab) is the source of this 4157-nucleotide messenger RNA. RefSeq names its product nascent polypeptide-associated complex subunit alpha, muscle-specific form-like. Gene Ontology annotation, biological process: signal transduction. Bases 736 to 4089 code for a protein of 1117 amino acids. The record is from RefSeq and is a predicted model, not a curated record. NCBI's taxonomy places the organism in Eukaryota, Metazoa, Arthropoda, Malacostraca, Decapoda, Varunidae. The transcript is spliced from 11 exons.
UUUUUCAUUAUUUACCGCCAUUUUUACUCCUUUCAUCCUAUUAUUAGCUCUAUUUUAAUUAAUUAUUUAUUAUUUAAGGCUUAUAUCAUGUCUCCGUUGCGCUGAAAUAGAGAAAUAUGAGGAAUUAAUCACUAAGCUAUUUUUCAUUAUUUACCGCCAUUUUUACUCCUUUCAUCCUAUUAUUAGCUCUAUUUUAAUUAAUUAUUUAUUAUUUAAGGCUUAUAUCAUGUCUCCGAUGCCUUAUAGUAGUGAAAUAUUAGGAAUUCGUCUGCUAUUGACAAUCGAGUAUAAGAGGAAGGGCAAAAGACAAGUGACGAUCGCUUAUGGGAACUAAAUACGACUUUAAAAGAAUUGGAUUAUUUAUUAAUUUUUACGGCUUAUAUAUUUUUACUUAACUUAGAUGAAACUUAAUAUUUUACUUAAAUUAGUGUAAAGUAGGGAGAUUUAGGUGAUUAGAGGGUCUGUGGUUAUUCAUUUAAGGUGUUUUGGGGUUAAUUAAAGGUUUCCUGAUCCUGUUUGUGUCGAGGGUUUGUUUCCCUUAUGAAGUGAAGGUAAAUAAUGGUCGUGUCCCCGCCUUGAAGGGACUCCCGCGUCCUUGCCUUGUGUGUGUCCUUGUGUCUUCCUCCUCCCGCCGCGGGGAUGUGCCCACACCACCGCCCGGCCAGAUGGCUCGGAGACUAGCCUUGGCGUGGCCCUAGCGGGAGAACCAGCGGCGGCGGCGGCGGCGGCGGCAGGAUGUCAACGCCGGUCACCCCGACAGCAGCACGGAAGAGAACGUUUACCCAGUCCCCCCCACUGGGCCUGGACACCCCCUUCCCCCCCACCACCACCAAUGACGGCACGGGUACUGGGGGGAGCACGGGCUGGCUGGGGGCGCUGGGGGGGGUGGUGGGGGAGUGGCUGCAAGGUUGGGGGCUGCUAGGGGUGCUGCGGAGGAGGUCGGGGGCGCCGUCGGGGGUGCGCUCCACCCCCGCCACCCCCCCCACACACAGCCACCCCUCCACCCCAAACCAUGAGCACAUUGAACUCCGCCAGCUGAAUUUCCAGUAUGAGAUGGAAGGAGGAGGAGGAGGAGGAGGAGAGAGUGGAGGAAACGGAGGAGAAAGUGGAGGAAACGGAGGAGAGAGUGGAGGAAACAGACCCUUACCUAUCGGGGGCUGGACCGGGGCUGGGGGCGGGGGUGGAGAAGGGGGGGCGGGGGGCAUACCGGGGCCUGUUGCAGUGAGGAGGAGAAGGCGCCCCCCUACUCAACCCCAGCCCCUGAAUAGCCCCGUCAGACCCCCCCCAGCCCCCCAUCGUCACUCUUACCAUGAGGGAAGUAGCCCCGAAUCCUACCUUCUAACAGCCCUUCUUAUCCACUCCCUGAAAUACGGGGCUAAGGGAUCUUGCCCCGACCCGGUCUGCCCCGUCUGCCAGCCCCAUCAGACCCGGAAGCCCCAAAUACCUGAUACCCGGAAUUUAGACCCAUCUCAGACCUCUCCUUUUUCCUAUUGCAAUGUUUGUCAUCCCCAGAAUCAGCCCCAAAAUCAGACCCUUCAGACCCCGCCCCAGACCCAUCAUACCCCAAAACCUGACACCCGGAAUUUAGACCCCUCUCAGACCUUUCCUUUUUCCUCUUGCUAUAAAUGUCAUGCCCAGAAUCAGCCCCUUAAGACCCAGGAUCAGACCCCAAAACCUGAUACCCAAAAGACUUCAGACCCUUCUCAGCCCACAGCCCAAUUCCGUGGUCUAAAUUCAGCCCCUUAUUGCUCCAAGUGUCACCCCCAGCCCCUUCAGACCCCUCAGACCCAUGAAUCUAAUACCCACACAAGUUCAGAUCCCUCCCAGACCCCAGUCCAAUUUCCCUUCUGCUAUGUUUGUCACCCACAGACCUCAGCCCCUCUUCCUAGACCAGUUUCAGCCCCUCAGUCCCUUCCCUUCCCUCCGUCAGAUCCCCCAUUCGCUAGGUCUGUUUCGGAGUGCGAGGAUGGGGCUGGGCAGGGUCUGGUUGGGUCUGAGGGGCUGGGGUCUGAUGGUAGCCCCCUCCCUAGGAUUGUAGCCCCUCCAAUCAGCCCCCAGUCCCCCCAUGGGUCUGUGGGAUCCCCCUCUUUCCAGUUUGCACAGAUCAGCCCACUGCCCAGCCCACACUCCCCUCCCUCCCCCUCCUCCUCCUCCUCCUCCUCCUCUCUUCUUCCUGGGCCUUCUUCCUCUUCUUCCUAUGCAACAGCCCGACAGUCUUCCUCCUCCUCCUCUCUUCUUCCCUCCUCCUCCUCCUCCUCCUCCUCUGCGACAUAUGCCACUGUGCACCAAACCUCCUCCUCCUCCUCCUGCUUCUCUUCCUCCCUUCUUCCUCCCUCCUCCUCCACCUCUCUUCCUCUCAUGGACUCAGACUCCUCCUCCUCCUUCUUCGAUAUCUCCUCCCUCACCGAUGUGUCCUCCUCUUUUCUCUCCAUCUCCUCCUCUACUCUAGUUCACUCCUCCUCCUCCUCCUCCUCCUCCUCCUCCUUCUCCUCCUUCCCACAGAAAGAUCACACCUCCUCCUCCUCCUUCCCUUCCUCCUCCUUCCCCUCUUCCUCCUCCUCCUCCCUCCCCUCCUCCCUUACACUCCAAGGUAGAUCUUCCUCCGCCCUCUCCUCCUCCUCCUCCUCCUCCACCACCCUCCGCCCCCUCCUCCUCUCCUCCGGGUCCCUGGUCCUCCUGCCCCGCCGCCCCUCCCUCUCCUCCACCUCCCUCCACCUCUCCUCCAUUUCCUCCACCUCCACACAGAGUCACUUUUUGUGGGAAGAGAACCCCUGCUACGUGCGCCUGGAGGGGGGGCGGCCGGGGGAGGGGCACACCUUCCGCUCCACGACCCUGGACCGCCCCUCGUGGUGUGACGCCUGCGCCCACCUGGUUUUCUAUCACGCCACUACUUGUCUGAAUUGCAAUUACACGUGUCACGAACAAUGUCAGGACCUGGUGACCUUGGAUUGCAAAGCUGACCUGACCCCGGAGUCCGCCAGCAGCCAAGAGGACCUGUUUCAAGAGGAGGAAGAGGAGGAGGAGGAGGAGGAGGUGGUUGUGAAGGAAGAGGUGGUGGCGGUGGAGGAGGUGUUGGAGGAAGAAGAAGAGGAGGAGGAGGAGGAGGAAGAAGGGAAGAGAGAGGAGGUUCUGGUUGUGGUUAAGAAUGAAGAGGAGGAGGAAGAGGAGGAGGUAGAGGAGGAGAAGAAGGAAGAGGAGGAAGAGGAAGAAGAGAAGCCCAAAGAAGAGGAAGAAGAGGAUGUGGUUGACGGAGGAAGAGAAGAAGAGAGGAAAGAAGAGGAGGAAGAAGAGGAGGUGAAGAAGGAGGAGGAGGAGGAGGAGGAGGAGAGGAAGACAGCGGAGAAGGAGGAGGAAAAACAGGAGAAGGAAUUCCUAAGAGUGGAGAGAAGAAGUGAGGAGGUGUCGACGCUGCGGCGCUCGGUAACGCGGCUGCGCUCCCACCUGGUGCCCAACGAGACCCUGGAGGCGUGGGCGCAGCGGAACAGUGCCUCGGCGCAGGGCCUACAGAUAGCCAAGGAGGAUGACGGGAGUUUCCGAGGCUGCAUCCGAGUCCAUCUGAACUUGAGUAGACCCAUCAACAUAGUGGCAGGGACCAGGCCUCCCUCUAUCUAUGACAUUCUACAGGAGGAUCGGACUGUGGAGAAAACUCUUACGUCAUUCUACAUGCCCCGGGAUGCGGUCAAGGCUAUCCACAUCACUAGCAAGACCACCACCAGGGAAGUCAUCGCGGCCCUGCUCGGAAAAUUUAAGGUCGUGGACAACCCUCAGAAGUUUGCCCUUUACGAGAAAACCUGUGACCUCCAACAGACUGGGAAAGCCAAGCUACACCGCCUGGGGACUGGAAUGCCCCUAAGUGUGCUUGACAGCAUCCCAGUGCCAGAUGUCUCGUUCAACAAGCGUUCUACAAAUGACACGGCGGACAUACAGUGGGAAGCCUUUAGUCUGCCCGAGCUCGGCAACUUUCUACGUAUCCUUGACCGAGAAGAGGAGGAAUACAGGUGUCAGAUACAGGACAAAUACUCGCUUCUGAGGCACCGUAUACGCGAGAUGCUGGCCUACCAACACCAGGGGGAGGGCUACAGGGCAUGAGGGGGCUGGGAAGGGGGCUGGGGAGGGUCUGAAGGGGGGCUGGUGGAGAGUUGGUUUGUGGUGUGAGG